Molecule: messenger RNA, 1817 nt
Organism: Hylaeus anthracinus
Lineage: Eukaryota; Metazoa; Arthropoda; Insecta; Hymenoptera; Colletidae
Gene: Arr1
Product: arrestin homolog
Exons: 1
Coding region: 48-1184 (378 amino acids)
Biological process (GO): signal transduction; G protein-coupled receptor internalization
Cellular component (GO): cytoplasm
Molecular function (GO): G protein-coupled receptor binding
Source: RefSeq, a predicted model, not a curated record
UCGUCCAUUGUGAAUCACAAUCGAAGAACACAGCGACGGACUCAACUAUGGUGGUGAACUUCAAGGUGUUCAAGAAAUGCUCACCAAACGGCAAGAUUUCCCUGUAUCUUGGUAAGAGAGACUACAUCGACUACUUAUCGGGAAUCGAGCCGGUGGACGGGGUGGUUCUGUUGGAUCAGAACUACAUCGAUACCGGGCGAAAGGUAUGGGGACAACUAGUGUGCAGUUUCCGCUACGGCAGAGAGGAGGACGAGGUGAUGGGUCUGAACUUUCAAAAGGACCUGUACUUGACCUCGGAACAACUCUACCCGGCUACUCGAAAAAUGGAGGAUAACUUGACCAGGUUGCAAGAACGUCUGUUGACGAAAUUGGGACCAAACGCGAUUCCAUUCGUGUUCAAGUUCCCCCAAAGUGCUCCGUCGAGCGUAACUCUGCAGCCAGGCGAGGAAGAGACCGGUGAACCUUGCGGCGUGAGCUAUUACGUGAAGAUAUACUCCGGCGACACCGAGACCGACAUUACACACAAGAGGAGCACGGUAACGAUGGGCAUCAGGAAGAUUCAAUACACGCCGACGAAACAGGGUCGCCAACCGUGUACCGUCGUACGAAAAGACUUCUUACUGAGUCCAGGCGAUUUGGAGCUCGAGGUUACCUUGGACAAACAGCUGUACCAUUACGGAGAGAGAAUAGCCGUAAACGUGUGCGUAAAGAACACCAGUAACAAGGUCGUGAAGAAGAUCAAGGCUCUGAUUCAGCAAGGUAUCGACGUGGUGAUCUUCCAGAACGGCCAGUUCAGGACAGUGAUCGACGCGGUAGAGACGCAGGACGGCUGCCCGAUAAAUCCAGGCUCGAAUCUGCAAAAGGUCCUGUAUCUGAAGCCAGAGCUAGAAAAAAAUAAGCACCGCAGGGGCAUCGCUCUAGACGGACGAUUAAAGAGGGAGGAAAGCGAGCUGGCCUCCAGCACGUUGCUCAUCUCGCCGGACGUUCGCGACUCCUUCGGCAUCGUGGUGUCUUACGCCGUCAAGGUCAAACUAUAUCUGGGAGCACUGGGGGGAGAGCUGUCGGCGGAGCUGCCGUUCAUCCUGAUGCGACCGAAGCCAGUGGAUCGGAUCAAAGAGGUGAGCGCGGACAACAUAGAAGUGGAGGACAUCGCGGACGAGAAGGCGAAGCAGGCCAGCAGCUAAGCGGAUAGGGUUCGGUGCACGUGACCGCGAGCUACACCCGGAGGUUGGCUCGCGUUCAAUUUCAAUAUCUGGGAACUCGUGUCGCACGAUUGAAAACACACACCGUGGCAUGGGUGUAAUAUUCUGGACAGGUAACCCGGCAUCCCCAGCUCCGCGUAGGUAUCACGUUAACAACCCUUUCUCUACCAAGAGCGACGCUAGUCGCCUGCUACGAAUCAAACGGUACGUGUCAUAGUUUUCGUAUAGAUCUGCGCGUACGAUCGCUUGCAAAAUUCUACGUCGCCUCGCAUCGAUUACAACGCUAUUGGUAAGACGAGAGAUCCAACACUCUGCGGCCGAGACGGGCGACAUUUUAUUUCGAUACUAUUGUAGAUAACAAAUAAAAGUUAUUUAUAGAAUGCUACCUUAGGAUACUCCGUAUCCGAAACGUCUCCUUCUAGAGAUCCGAGAAAUUUAACGGUAUCGAUUGCUGCUGGAAACUAGGUGAAAGCAAGUCUCGUCCAAUGCAUCUGAAACGCAUCCGUAGCUGUCGCUUAUAUGUAUAUCGUACUAGCGUUCUGUAAUUGUAUACUUCUAUAGCAUGAAUAAAAUAUGGUGUAUCGGCCGAAUUAAAUCUAUGUACGCGCUGUUAAA